AUGAAUGCCUGUGUUGCCAGGAGUUUGCAUCGUGUAUUUUGCUCGCGGUUGCUUAAAAAGCAUUAUGGAAAAGUUUCGUCCUUACGACUCGGCUUUUCACGUAAUUUUAGGACUGCAUCCGUGCUGCACCAUUUAGAAGAGGAUCGGCCCGUGUUUCCUGGUUCCCGUUCCAACUAUAUUCACUCCCUUGAGUUCUUGCGUCCAGACAUGUAUGAUGGAAUACCUGUCUACAGAGUAAUGAAUAAGAACGGAGAAAUUAUACAAAAGGACCAAGACCCUCAGCUGGAUGAUGAGACUGUUCUGAAAAUGUACCAUAAUAUGACUCUGCUGAAUACAAUGGAUCGUGUUUUAUACGAUUCCCAGCGGCAAGGCAGAAUUUCAUUCUACAUGACCAAUUAUGGAGAAGAAGGCACACAUAUUGGUUCAGCAGCUGCCUUAGACUUUGGAGAUUUGGUUUUUGCCCAGUACAGGGAAGCUGGUGUUUUGAUGUGGAGGGGAUUCAAUCUUGAUGAUUUCAUGAAUCAAUGCUAUGGAAACAAUCUCGAUUAUGGCAAAGGAAGACAAAUGCCAGUCCAUUAUGGGUCAAAGAAACUCAAUUUUGUCACAAUAUCUUCCACACUGGCUACACAGAUGCCACAAGCUGCUGGUGCUGCUUAUGCUUACAAGCGAGCCCAAAAUGGGAAUUGUGUGAUCUGUUAUUUUGGUGAAGGAGCUGCCUCAGAAGGAGAUGCACAUGCUGCCUUCAAUUUUGCUGCUACAUUGGAAUGCCCUGUGAUAUUUUUCUGCCGGAAUAAUGGUUAUGCUAUUUCAACGCCAACCAAAGACCAGUACCGAGGAGAUGGCAUUGCUGCUCGAGGACCUGGCUAUGGGAUGAGUACAAUUCGUGUUGAUGGUAAUGAUGUGUUUGCUGUAUACAAUGCUACCAAGGCCGCACGGAAUAUAUGCCUCAAUGAAAUGAGACCUGUCCUUAUUGAAGCUAUGACAUAUCGAAUUGGUCACCACAGUACGUCAGAUGACAGUUCAGCCUAUCGAUCUGUGGAUGAAGUGAAUUACUGGGACAAGGAGGAUCAUCCUAUCACUCGUCUACGUUACAACAUCGUGGCAAGAGGAUUAUGGGACGACAACAAGGAGAAAGCAUGGAAGCAACUCACAAGAAAACAGGUAAUGAAAGCUUUCUCAACAGCAGAGAAUCGUAAAAAGUGUAAUCCUGAAACAAUGUUUGACGACGUCUAUGAUAAGAUUCCCGACCAUAUUCAGAAACAGAAGGAACAGAUGAUUAACCAUAAAACUUUUUUCUGUCUUCUUCUUUUUUUACUUUCUCUUCUCUCCUCCCCCUUUUUAUUUCUCUUCUCUCCUCCCCCUUUUUAUUUCUAUUCUCCCCCCUUUUUAUUUCUAUUCUCCCCCUUUUCUUUCUAUUCUCUCCCCCCUUUUUUUUUCUAUUCUCUCCCCCCCCCUUUUUUCUAUUCUCUCCUCCCCCUUUUCUUUUCUAUUCUCUCCUCCCCCUUUUUCUUUCUAUUCUUUUCCUUUCUCUCCUCCCCAUUUUUUUUUUACCCUUCUCUUUCUCUCCUCCCCCUCUCUUUUUCUUUCUUUCCCUUCUUUCUCUCCUUUCCCCUUCUUUCUCUCUUCCCGUCUCUUUCCUCCUUCUUUCUCUCUUCCCGUCUCUUUCCUCCUUCUUUCUCUCUUCCCGUCUCUUUCCUCCUUCUUUCUCUCUUCCCGUCUCUUUCCUCCUUCUUUCUCUCUUCCCGUCUCUUUCCUCCUUCUUUCUCUCUUCCCUCCUUCUUUCUCUUCUCCCCUUUAUUUUUCCCUCCCCCCCUCUUGUAUUUUUCUCUCUCCUCUUUUUUUUAA
Acanthosepion pharaonis is the source of this 1845-nucleotide messenger RNA. The record is from the annotation of a GenBank genome assembly. Lineage: Eukaryota; Metazoa; Mollusca; Cephalopoda; Sepiida; Sepiidae.